ACUAUACAAGUAGUCAUAUUCUGGUUGGCAUUUUAGUGCCGACCAGCUAUAGUCACACCAAAGUGGGAAUUCUGUUUUAUUUUUGGGGAUUUUACAGAAAUUGCGUCGUGCCUUCUUGCUUGGUUACUUAAUUCGUUGAAUUGCAUUGUUGAAAGGCCAAUAACCAGCGGGAAAUGGUCUACGUGAACUUAAUGCUAGGUCUGGGUAUGGUUCUGGUAUCCGUUGCCACGGCCUUCUAUCUCAACAGUCGCCACACGUUGGAGCCCAGGUUGGAGCCCAGACCGCGUUGCGCCGUGUGCCUGGAGGAAAUGUUUUAUGGCGACAUGCACUACAUGAAGUGCGGACAUGCCCUGCACAAAGCCUGCUUCCAGGAGUUCCGCUAUGUUAAUAAAAACUGCUUUGUCUGCAAUAAGUUGAUCAAUGCCAAUUUACCCGGCGACUUGUGCACGAUUUGUUUUGAUCCCCUAUAUAAAUCGAACAUGAGCCAUCUAAUUUGCAAUCACGCUUUGCAUACAAAGUGCCUCAAGGAGUAUGUGGAUAAGGGGGCCCGCAACUGCCCGGUCUGCAGAAUGGAACUCGAAGGCACACGUAUUUCCUAGGAAUUGUCCAGCUAAGCAAAGACGUUCUUCAACACAAGCCCGCUUCAUAGCUGACCCACACAAAGCGUAUAUCAGCAUAAGCAUGUGCUAGACAUAAGAAAACAAAGAGAAUCAUAUAAGCAUUCAGAGGAAGACUGUUAAAGAAUUUAAUUUUCAAAUCUAAUAAACGUAAGAUUUCUUAAAAGA
Drosophila erecta is the source of this 785-nucleotide messenger RNA. RefSeq names its product probable E3 ubiquitin-protein ligase RZFP34. Gene Ontology annotation, biological process: protein ubiquitination. Gene Ontology annotation, molecular function: ubiquitin protein ligase activity. The transcript is spliced from 2 exons. Lineage: Eukaryota; Metazoa; Arthropoda; Insecta; Diptera; Drosophilidae. The record is from RefSeq and is a predicted model, not a curated record. The coding region runs from base 174 to 599 and encodes 141 amino acids.